This is a messenger RNA of Andrographis paniculata, 2289 nucleotides long. Its product is annotated as GATA transcription factor 27-like. NCBI's taxonomy places the organism in Eukaryota, Viridiplantae, Streptophyta, Magnoliopsida, Lamiales, Acanthaceae. Gene Ontology annotation, biological process: regulation of DNA-templated transcription. Gene Ontology annotation, molecular function: zinc ion binding; sequence-specific DNA binding. The coding region runs from base 448 to 2052 and encodes 534 amino acids. The transcript is spliced from 8 exons. The record is from RefSeq and is a predicted model, not a curated record.
ACCCAAUACACACAGCACAGCACAAGUCAAGAGGCAGAGGCAGAAACCACUUCCUUUUCUUCCCAUUUUUGCUUUGCUUUCCCAACCAUUUAUUCAGAUUUCUCCAUGUUCUUUUCAUUGGAUUGUGCUAUUCAGAUGCAUCAAAUCUUCAUUUGGCCUUGAAAGAAUCUCCUUUUCAAUCUUCAUUAUCAGUUUGCUGUUUUAAGAAGAAAACUGAAUUUGUGUUUUGCUUCUUGGUUUUCAAUCAUCCUGCGAAGGCUUUUUACUCUGUUUUUUAAUUGCGGGAAAAAAGUGGUUGGAAAUUAAUCAGGGCUGUUUGCAAAAUUAAUCUUGAAAGGGGAAUUUUAUUUUGGUUUGUAGUUGAGGCCUUGCUUUGUUUUUGGAAUUUCAAAGGAAUUUUUUGUUUCUUAGAGUUGGGGAAUUCAGUAGAGAGAGAGAGAGAGAGAGAUGGUGAAACAUGGACCUUGCUGUCACUGUGGUGUUACAGCCACCCCUCUUUGGCGUAACGGGCCACCCGAGAAGCCGGUGCUCUGCAAUGCUUGUGGCUCACGGUGGAGAACAAAGGGUACUUUGGCGAACUAUGCACCUAUGCACGCCAGGUCUGAGCAGGAUGAACUCGAAGACUAUAAGAUUCCUCAGUCGAAAAACAUGUUGGGCGGGAACAAGAAGGCAAAGGGGUUGAAGCGUAUGCAUCAUAAUGGUGCUCCUGCAACUGAAUUUGUGCAUGUUCCUCCUGAAUCCAGCCCGGGGUUUCCUAGAGUUGGUGAAGAUAUGAGUAAUAGAUCGAGUUCUGGUUCUGCUAUAUCGAACUCGGAGAGCUGCGCACAAUAUUCCAUAGCCGAGGCAAGCGAUAUGACAGGUGCAUCUCAACCAUUGGCAUGGGAUUCAGUCGUGCCUUCCAGGAAGAGAACCUGUAUAACUCGACCAAGGCCAUAUCCGGUCGAGAAGCUUGCUGAAGAUCUUUAUACCAUAUGGCAUGAACAGCAGUCUUCGUGUUUGACUGCAUCUUCAGAAGAGGACUUGCUGCUUGAAAGCGACAAGCCAAUGGUAUCCGUUGAGAUUGGACAUGGAAGUAUACUUAUUCGGCAUCCUAGCUCCAUAGCUCGAGAUGAAGAAUCGGAAGCUAGCUCCCUUUCAUUUGAAAACAAGCAGCAACGUUUGGAUCCUCAGGUUGAACCUUUACCCAGCCUUAUCGAAGAGCCGGCUCAUUUAAAAGAUCGAGAAGUGAAUGUAGUAAAGAAGGAUUCUAAUCUAGGGAAGGAACAGGAAAAGGAUUCACUUAAAAGUUCCAAAGACAAGGACCGGUUAGAAAUUGUACAGCUGAUGAUGUAUCACAAGUCGCCGCUCUGUUUUAUUGACCUACAAGACAUUGUAAACCUGGAAAAUUUUGCCGGAAAUUUUACAUAUGAAGAGCAACAGCGAUUGCUGAAGCUUUUACCUUCUGUCGACACUGUGGCAGCUAAAGAUAGCAGGGACUCGGCAUUUAUUUACGGCCUCAGAGGCAUGUUUGAUAGCCCUCAGUUCAAGGAUAGUUUGUUGUGCUUCCAGAACCUUCUUGAACAUGGCCUUUUCGAUCACACGCUGGUCGGGACCAAGCUGGAAGACUGCCUAGUCCUGAAGAAAUUUGUGUUGUGCAACGCCGUGAAGUCGAAGUGGGUCGAGAAGUAUAAAACCUUGAAGGACUCGAAAGGUAAAGAUUCUCUCGAUCAGCCGGAAGCUGCCGGAGAAACCAUUACGCCGCAUUCUGCAGCCGAUUCUUCAGCGGGAAUCGAAAGACCACACGACCAGCACCAAAACUUUUCGGUAGCAAAAUCGAGAUUUGCAGCUACCUAUGAAAAGAAAUAUAUGGAGCCAAAAUGUCGAAAAGAGCUCUUGUUCGGCCACAAUGCCGAAAGCUCCGAACAAGAUUUACUGCUCGAUGUCCCGUCCAACGCCUCCUUUCCCCAAGCCGAACUCCUCGUCUCGACUUCUUCGUCGAGCGGCGGGAUUGGCGGGCAGGCCACAAGCGCUUGUGGUAGCUCUGUGUAUCCGAAGUUUGUCAAUCCGGGGUGACGAUGGAGCGCCUGCCCAUCUCUUUUAUUGCUUUAAUUCUUAUGCAUCCUUACGUUACACGGGCGUGUUGGGGACAGACAUGCCCGUGUUGGCUUAGUUGCUUUGGUUGAUAAAAUUUUGUAUAGAUUUUGCUGAAGAUGGUCAUAUUAUUGUAGCUCAAUGGAGGAAAGUUAUACACAGACUACAGCUGUGGAUGGAUUUUAUGUUCUAUAUUAGUAAAUUAUAAACUUUUUAUUU